Messenger RNA from Oncorhynchus masou masou (cherry salmon), 2061 nucleotides. RefSeq names its product adenylate kinase 6 (gene ak6). Gene Ontology annotation, cellular component: nucleus; cytoplasm. The record is from RefSeq and is a predicted model, not a curated record. NCBI's taxonomy places the organism in Eukaryota, Metazoa, Chordata, Actinopteri, Salmoniformes, Salmonidae. Bases 228 to 752 code for a protein of 174 amino acids. Gene Ontology annotation, molecular function: ATP binding; ATP hydrolysis activity; AMP kinase activity. The transcript is spliced from 5 exons.
GUCACAUCACGCACACGGGGUCGCGUGUUCUCCAAAUACAUGAUUCACGAAGCUUUGUUGUAUUUUACUCAUAAGUAACUUUGAUUGAGUGGGUUACUGAUUGUUACAAGUGGUCUGGUUUUGUUAACAAAAGUAACAAACAAAAUAGGAGAACUUUCCGAGUUCUACGGUACCUUUGUAAUUAGUCACGUGUAGAGCACGCAAGGCAAGAAAAAAAAAAAACAGCGAUGAAAAUCAUGAAGCGACCAAAUAUUCUACUGACAGGCACCCCUGGCGUAGGGAAGACCACCCUGGGGAAAGAGCUUGCCCAGAGGACAGGACUAACCUAUGUCAAUGUAGGCGACCUGGCACAAGAAGGGCAGCUGUUUGAUGGAUUUGAUGAAGAGUACCAGUGCCCAGUGUUGGAUGAGGACCGGGUGGUGGAUGAGCUGGAGGAUAAGAUGGGCGACGGAGGGGUGAUAGUGGACUACCAUGGCUGUGAUUUCUUCCCAGAGCGUUGGUUCCAGAUUGUUUUCGUGCUCCGCACAGACAACACCAACCUCUACAGUCGGCUGGAGGGCAGGGGCUACACAGGGAAGAAAUUGCAGGACAAUGUCCAGUGUGAGAUCUUCCAGACCAUCUACGAGGAGGCCAUGGAGGCCUACAAGGAGGAGAUUGUCCACCAGUUGCCCAGCAACGAGCCUGAGGACCUGGAGCGCAACCUGGAGCAGGUAGUCCAGUGGAUAGAGCAGUGGGUGAAGGACAACAACUAGCAUGGACACAAACCAUAGAAUCCAAAACAGUGCAUGGCUGGAAUCUUCUUCAUACUAGAAAAAAACAUACCAAUGGACUCUUUAUGUUUGUUGAAAAAAAUAAAAUAAAUCUAUAUGCCUUUUAACUUAUAGCAAUCACACACAUACUAGGAUAGUACUGAGGCUUUAAGUCCUGGUUUUGGUUCGAGCACAACAUGUAUCACACCUGAUUCUGAAUUGAUCAACCAAUCAUUGAGUUGUUGAAAUGGGUGUGAUAGUCUUGGACUGGAACAAAAAUAUGCCCCAGGUCUGAAAACGAAAUUCAUCUAGCAUAGUUGACAACAUUGAUGACAUAAAAUUGAUAAACAAUACACUCUCUAAUGUAGACAUGUUUACAGUCUAAGACAUGGACAAGCGUGGUUACCUCACUGAGUAGAGGCCCAGUGGAAUGAUAAUAAAUAUCUAUGUCUCAAAUGGCAGCCUGUUUGCUAUAUAGUGCACUAAUUUUGAUCAGGGCCUAGGACACUGGUCGACGGUAGUGCACUAUAUGUGGUAGCUGGUGUCAGUUGAGAUGCACCCGUUGGCUGUGUUUAUUCCCUGCUUGGACUGUAUGGUUAACCACACCUUCAUUUAGGAUGAAAGCUAGGGCAGUAAGCAUGUUUGGAUACUGACUUGUGUUGCAAGAGCUGUUCAUGGACAAGCUCAUGAAACACCAUGUCAUCACAAGAUUUGGGCAGUAUUCAAGUCCAAAUGCAUGCGUCACUAUAUCUCUACUCUCCUAAGGGAAAUGUUUUGUCAUUUUAGGAUGGGCAAAAUUGAAUGUGUAAUAGUUAGUUAGAUGCAUGCUGCAUUUUCUUGUGGCAUAGAUUGAUUUAAAACCGAUUACAAUUUAUUUUGCAUUUAUUGCAUUGCAAUGGUUUAUCCACAUUACAAAAAAACAUGCCUUUUGGUUAAAUGUGUUUUUUGUUUUACAUUUAUUUUUUUUAUUUUUGAAUUGUAUUAUCUUUCAAAUUCAUAAUUUCUUGUGGACAUUGGUAGCCAUAAACCUAGUCAUGUCAUUCAGAUUUCAACAACUCAGGCCAUAAUGCAGGAAGUGUGUUUUUGCCAGAAGUUUAUUUUUUUCUUUUGUUUUUCAUUUUAGGUUUCAUAUUUUCAUUUUAUUUAAGAAAAAAUGCAUGAAACAUUUAAUUUUGUUCUCAUACCGCUAGUAUUUCCAUGAAAUACUCACAGGUUUUAACAGUAGACAGUGGUUGUUUUUGUAUGGCUAAAGCUUUAUACUGUACAAGGAAGGAAUGAUGGUGGAACAACAUAAUAAAGAAUACAAAAUGCA